Neohortaea acidophila is the source of this 2349-nucleotide messenger RNA. RefSeq lists its product as uncharacterized. The transcript is spliced from 3 exons. The record is from RefSeq and is a predicted model, not a curated record. Lineage: Eukaryota; Fungi; Ascomycota; Dothideomycetes; Mycosphaerellales; Teratosphaeriaceae. The coding region runs from base 154 to 2175 and encodes 673 amino acids.
CCCCACUUUAGUCACGAAACGCGGGCCGCGCCUGCCGGGUUACCCCGUAAACUUGAAUAAACUUGUUGCAACAACCUCCGCGAUCACCCAGCACCUACAUGCAGCCCUUUUAUCACAAGACACCCCUUGCCAACUGUCGCAAACCCACCCACGAUGCCGCCAAAGAAGGGCAAAGCAAAGAAGUCGCCCGCGCCCACGCGGCGCAGCGCGCGCAUCCAGUCGCGCGAGCCCUCAGUUGAGACGGAAAAUGUCCCGGCGAUCAUCGCUCCGCAGGUGCCGCUGCCGGCUCCCACGAGAUCGCCAUCGCCCGAAAUCGUGAUAGCGAAAACACCCAGACCGUUCACCAAGGCUCAGCGCGAGGCGAAGCUCAAGAAGAUUCGCGAGGAUUACGGGGAGAGUCUCGCCGAAGAACAGACGACGAAGGCUCCUCUUGCGCUCAUGCCACCUCCUUACCCCACACCAUCGAAACACCCCGGCUUACCCGAUUACAACUUCCAACCGACCGCUCUCCCAACCACAAACGAGACAGAAGAAGGUACGACGAACACUACCGCGACAACAACUCCCCAGCGUCUCGCCGGAGAAGAGCAGGGGCACUCGGGGUGGCGUAGAAUGCUUGCCUCUGUCGGAGGAUACUUCGUCAGCCCAUUCACGCGCAAGCGAUCGGCAGAAGACGAUGACGACACGCAUUCAUAUUCACAACCCGCUGCCAAACGCAGCAGAAUCGAAGAGUCACCGAAGCAGCUUCUAGACAACACCAUUCCUGCCACGCAACCUCCGGCUGACUCCGUCCAACCCAUCUCUUCCAUUCGUAAGCGCCAGGCCGAAGACGCCAGUGAAGAGUCGCCCACCAAGCGCGCCCGUAUUGAGACUCCAAAGCCAUCAACGCGGAGGCUCGCUGCUUCUCCUCGUGGAAACACUGGUCCCUCGUCACGAGUGGAAUCAGACAUCCCCGCCACAACGGCACAACAGACGCCAGGCCGCUCAGACAAAAUGCAGCCGGCUCAGACCCCAAGGUCUGCUCAGAGAGAGUCUCCACGCAACCACAGUAACGGUCCGUCGACGAGGAACCACCACGUGCCGACUUCUCUGUCCACCAUCACCGAAUACACGGAGCCUUCGUUCAUCUCUCGUCUCUCGCAGAUCGAAGAGAGCAGUCCCACACCUUCGAAGCCAUCACGCGCUCAGCAACCGCCCAAGCUGCUUGACGUGCCGCAGGGCACCCCCGUGGUGCGCCGCAUGCCUCGCACCCCUCGCUUCCUUGGCACUCCGACCAUCCAACGGGCGGCGAUGCUGCGUGCUGCGCGCGAAGCCAAUUCUGAUAUUGGCACCCCCAGCACCGUCGGCUUCUCAUCAUUGAGGAAGGCCGCGCCAAAGCCAAAGGAGAGCAAUGCCGAUGUCCGUCAAGCGAAAAUGGAACGAUUGCGACAGCUAAGGAAGGAACUGGACGAGCUGGAACAAGACGAAGACGUCAAAGAGAUCCAAUCCCACCGGCUCAAGAGAGUCAAGAUCGACCGACUCGUUUCCAUCCCACACAACCUCCCCGGUGAUCCCAGCGGUAUGUUCCGGGUCCCGGAAGGCGAUUCCGACGACGAGAUGGAGGUCUACGAUGACGUCGAAGAGCGGUCGAACGUGUUUGAGGAUUCGGAGAGGAGCGUGGACGACUCGCGGGCGUCGGUUAUGAGCAAGUCGUUUGGCGCGAGUUUGACGUCCGACUUACAGUCGACGCCCAUCACCUUCUCGCAAGCAGCUCCUGUGGCUCCUGCGGCUGCGACUACACCGGCCGUCGCGGCAACUCCGACCAGCUCUCGACCAGCAGCCAAGGCUGUGCAACCAGGCAACGACUUGGUGCCGGCCGUCGCGGCAACUCCAACCAGCUCACGACCAGUAGCCAAGGCUGUGCAACCAGGCAACAACCCGGUGCCGGCCGUUGCUCCAACUCCUACAGCUGCUCCGUUGCAGAGCCAGAACGCCCGACCAUCUGUGAAACUCGCGCAGCCGGAAAUCUCCGCUCCGACGCCAGGCAAGGAUACAAUCUCGCGCGAAGGAUCUCAAGCCCACUUUGUCUUCCCCGAUGUUGGCCGCACGCCCCAGGGAUACUUUGUUAGUGAGGCAUACAAGGCUGAGGCGGGGGUAUUGUUUGGCAAAGGGUUGGUGGAGUUUCUGGCCGUUUAGAAGUGCGGCUGAGGAGCAGGGGAAGAGGCAGCGAAGUAUGGUGAAAUUGGAAAUUGAGAGCGAGGUCCGAUGAACUGGAGAGGUCGGAUUGGUUGUUGAUUGGAGGACAUGAUGGAAAGUAGCCUCGGGCCCUGCAAUGGGCGAGCUACUAUACGAUGCAUUGCAGAUCUGGGA